Messenger RNA from Kockovaella imperatae, 1055 nucleotides. RefSeq lists its product as hypothetical. The record is from RefSeq and is a predicted model, not a curated record. The coding region runs from base 501 to 971 and encodes 156 amino acids. The transcript has 3 exons. Lineage: Eukaryota; Fungi; Basidiomycota; Tremellomycetes; Tremellales; Cuniculitremaceae.
CUCAGAUCAAGCCGGUCCCUUCCCUCUGCCUCCCGUAUGUAUGUAUGCCUUCGACCGUCGGGACUUGCGUUCGUCGGGUCAAGUGCCGAAGAAGAGGGGCGGCGUCGAGCGCCAACGAAGGAUCACCAUGCGGCUCCACCGUGAACAAGGCGUAAGAGCUGUGGUUGUUCGUGAGGGUCUGAGGUGCAUGCCGAGGGCAUUUUUACACUCUAAAUAGUCGUUUACCAUUCUGGAAUGUUUGCCACGGCAACCUUUCAGUCUCUUUCCACCUCGCCCGACCCCACAAAUAUUCGAUCGCCCGGCGAGAUGGCGAGAAAGUAUCGUAGUAGUAGAUCUCUUCAUUCUCUUUUUUACGCGAAAGUCCCCGGAAUCCCGGAUUGAACGGAAAGGUAUAUAAUGGGUCUGGAUUAUCGAUGGCGAAGGGAAGAAGCCCUCUGCGAUCUAUACGGCGAUACCUGUACACUCUCCACCUCGCCUCCUAACUCAUUCGCUCACUCGCCAUGAAGAUCGACGCUGAAAUACUGAUCGAAGCUCCUCCUCGUGUGGUUCGAGAAGUCUGGCUCGACUUCCCCCAUCUCUCCGACUGGCAUGAUGGCUCGUUCUGGAAGAACAUUGAGCUCACAGCUCCUGAGAAGUCGAAUGGUCUCGAUGCGGUGCCUGGAGACGAGGUCAAGUGCACCAUGCCCAGUAUGACCUUCAAGUGCAACGUUGCAGUCAACCAGCCCGAUCACUUUCGAUGGGCCAACUCUGUCCCCUUGAUGGGAUCCGCCGGACACGACUACUACUUCAUGUCUGUCCCUGGAGAGGCCAACAGGACUCGCUUCGUUCAGCACGAGGACAUCACAGGCGCCAUGGGACUUAUUAUGGGCAUGAUGGGUACCAAAGAGUCCUCCAACAAGGGAUGGAAAAAGAUCAACGAGGACCUCAAAGCUGCUUCUGAAAAGCGUUGGGCGGCUGAGAGUGGACACUAGGUAGUACAAGGUGAUGUAUUUUGAUUAUAACCUCUGAUGUAUAGAGCUCGAGUUGUGGAUGCAUCCCGUGUGCGAUACAGAGGA